Molecule: messenger RNA, 3130 nt
Organism: Podarcis lilfordi (Lilford's wall lizard)
Lineage: Eukaryota; Metazoa; Chordata; Lepidosauria; Squamata; Lacertidae
Source: the annotation of a GenBank genome assembly
AUAAAGAUGUUCCUAUAAAGGAUUCAGUUUGCUAUUGCCAUACAAGCCACACUAGCUGGUAAAUGUGGCCAAAUGUGGUCAACAAAAUCCAUUUUUUAAGAGCACAGAAGCCAAGCACUGGCUAAGAGUCAGUGUCCUUCCUUUCUAAGACUUUUAUUUUUCUACUCUUUAUUUUGGGGAAUGAGUGAAGAGAGGGUUGUAAGUUGUGCAGAUGCUAUAGAAGAAGAUGCAAAUGCUGCUGGAGAAGAGCACACUUCUAGGUGUUUCCAAGCCUCAGCCUUGUGUUGCUGCAUCCCUAGAAGGUAUGAAUGGUUGUUUUUUUCCACACAGCGGCUGAUUUGUUGGAAGACAAAGUUUAGAGAUGGCAUUUCCCAGAUAACAGAACCAAGAAAUGUUUAGAGAGCCAUGAAUUCAGGAGUGUCAGCUUGGCCCCGCAACCAUGGGUGUCUGGGGCUGUGGGUGCCAUGCAGUGUGAAUGGUCCUUGCCCCGAAAUCUGUGGGUGCCCAGCCCCCUCAUGGGGAAUUUUGUGGGUGCUCGGGCACCCUGGGCCCCAGGGAAUAAGCACCUAUGCAUGAAUGUAACAGUCUAUAACAGAGCUUUCCAAACUUCCCAUGUUGGUGACAUGCAUCAUUUCGCGACACACUAAUUCAGUUUUACUAGCAAACCAGAGGUUAAACUAACCCCUUUCCAGUCCCAGAAGGAGUGCGGGGAGUGUUCACACAAUAGACCUACACACUGCAGCCAACAUCUUAACGUGUUCUGACACCCAGUUUGGAAAGCUCUGGUCUUUGUUAAGCACUUACAAAUUCUUACAAAUUUAUAAUUAGGCACACUGGUUGAGGUCACUGCUAGGCUGUUAUGAUAUUAGGAUACAGGGCUGAGAAGAGAUCCUCAUUUCAGUCCCUAUUCAUAUCUUGUAUGUUGACAGGCGGUUGUACUUACCAGGGAGGAGACCCAAGGACAGAAAAAAGAAAAACGAGAAAAAGAAUUAUCCUGAAGAUCUAUCCUGUGAUGUCACCAUGUUUGAGCAAAGACAGCAGAACAUGGGCCAAGACUAUUGGAAGAUGACACCUGCAGGUGACGUGGGUGUACAAAAAGAGGCUAUCAAGCCAGCUUUGGCAGUAUGUACCCAGCCCUAUGACAGAAAAAUUCAAGAUCCCCAUAUACCUAUGCCUUUAAGUGAUAUAUUUUUGGAAGAAAAGCAAGGAGAAUGUGAUGAAAAAACAAGUGCAAAUACUUUCCAAACGCCACAACAAAAGGAGGGAUCAGAUAAUAUGAGUGUAUUAUCUUUGGAAAAGGUAAAGAAAAAGGUAGUGGGUGCAAAAUUAGAGGGUGAUCCCUCUGAAGAAGGGAAGGAGUAUCUAAUUAUGGCAGCUGAAGAAAGCAGACAACAUAGAAAAUCUGAAUUGCUGAGUGCAGUGCUCCAAGAAGUAACCGAUGAAAAGGAACAACAAAAAGGAAGAGGUCAUACAGGGAUUAUAUUGGAAGGUUUGCCCUGUAAGAAGGACCAGAAGCGGAGUCACCAAGAUGUGCCAUUUCAGGAGCUGCAGCAGGCUAGAGAACUAGAACCAAACAGUACAUCGACUGCCAGUGAAAACAAAGAUCAAGAGGAACAAAACACAAGUAUUGAUUCCAAGGGCGCAACUUCUUUGCAGGAACUGUUCGACCAACCAGCUGUACCAUGCAAUGAGGAACAGCAGGUUGGGAGGCAACAACAACAUGGUAUGGGUAUCACCCAUAACAUGGAGAAACCAGUGUUCUGGAGUCAAAUAAAUCCUGUAUCUAAAGGAGAUGUUCACAAGGAGGAGCAGGCUUACAAAGAUAACACAAACCAGGAGGUACAGCAGCCUGUGGAACAAAAAUACCCAGAUAUUUUGUCUACCAUGUGUGGAAAUGAUGAACAAGAACAGCCAGAAGUACAACAGCUUUUAGAUUUUGUAAGAGAAACCUCCUCCAAUGAGAUAAACUUGUUUGACCAAGAAGACCAACUGCCUAUUUUACCCAAAGCUAUGAGCUUUCCAUUGGAGGACACAACCUGUGAGAAGGUACAGGAAGACACACAAGCUUUCAGAAGCUCAACAUUAGAGAGCUUUCUCAGCAUGUCAGAAGAUCAUCAGUAUGUUCCCCACCAGAAGGAUCUACAAGCUGUUGCAAAAGAAAACAUAACUACAUUGCCCCUGGGUGUAGCUUGCACAAUGGAUCUGCAACAACUAGCAUAUAUAAACAGUUUGCCUCAGGAUGUUGUUACUCAUGUUGCAAAGCAAAAACACUCAGAUGCACAGCAGCUUCUUUUACUGGAACAAAUUAGCACACACCAUGAUGAAAAGGAAAUGCAAGAAGGUCUAGAUUAUGCACAUUCCGGAUGUAAGGGCACUGCCUAUACUGAAGAACAGGAGAAGCAAAAGCUCAGUGCAUCAGAACAUACAACUACACUUCCUGACAACCUAAGCUAUGAGAAAGAACAGCAAAGAAAAUUGGACUGUGGAGAUUCUGGGUCUGAGGGCACCUAUGACAAGGAGGACCAGGACCAUCAGGGUACUCUUUACUUAGAAGUGCAACGGCCUCUAGGACUUGCAAAGCUGAGCUCUUUGCCUCUGAGUGGAACCUCUGAAGAACUGUGUGUAAGAAAGGACAACCUAUACACUGGCAUUCUUGAAAUACCCUCCCUGAAUGAAGAGCAAGAAGCUGAGGAUGAUGAGAGCAAGGUGCAUAUGCUUGCUUCCUCCAAAGACAAUGCAAUAGCGCAGGAACAAGAAGCACAACCACUUCCUAUGCUCCCACAGGCAGGAUGCAACACAGAAGGGGAGCAACUGGAGACAUGGCAUAUCCAGAAGACAACAUCCAUACCGUAUGAGGAGCAGCAGGAAAGGGAACAACUGAACCUGGGCAUGACCUGUGAGGAGCAUCAGAAGAAGGGAAAAUGGGGUCUGUCAAGCACCACAUUCCCUUCUACUACUAAGGAGGAUGAGGGGCAUAUAUAAGGUGAUCAUUUCCUUCAUUUGAGGCAAAAUCCUCAAAAUUACUACUUUUGCUGUCUCAGAAACUACCUCCACUGAAAUAUGAAAGCUCAAGAGAUAUUACUUCUUUUUAAGUUUUGCACAAAGGUACAGUUUAUAUGUAGAUUAAGUC